GGGACGGGACGGGUCUGCAGACCGUCGGAUCACAUGGUGGACAUCCUGAUCAGCGCUUCUUUCUUGGAUGAUAUGGGGGAUCAUUCAAAAAAGAAGUCGGGAAUCGCGAUGUGUGUGGGCUGUGGGAGUCAAAUCCACGACCAGUACAUCCUGAGAGUCUCCCCGGAUCUGGAGUGGCACGCAGCCUGCCUCAAGUGCGCCGAGUGCAGCCAGUUCCUGGACGAGACCUGCACUUGCUUCGUCCGGGACGGAAAAACUUACUGUAAACGAGACUAUGCCAGGCUGUUUGGCACCAAGUGCGCAAAGUGCGACCUGUGUUUCUGCAGCAGCGACCUGGUGAUGAGGGCCCGGGACCACGUGUACCACAUGGAGUGUUUUCGGUGCUCGGUGUGCAGCCGGCACCUCCUGCCGGGGGACGAGUUCUCCCUGCGGGACGACGAGCUGCUGUGCCGGGCUGACCACGGCCUGCUGGCGGAGCGGGGCUCCGCGGGGAGUCCGCUCAGUCCUGGGGCCCUCCACAGCAGCAGACCGCUGCACAUCACAGACCCGAUCUCCGUCCGCCACCCGCCCCAUCAUCGGAACCACGUCCACAAGCAGUCGGAGAAGACCACGCGGGUCCGGACGGUGCUGAACGAGAAGCAGCUGCACACCCUGCGGACCUGCUACAACGCCAACCCGAGGCCCGACGCCCUGAUGAAGGAGCAGCUGGUGGAGAUGACCGGCCUGAGCCCCCGGGUCAUCCGGGUCUGGUUCCAGAACAAGCGCUGCAAGGACAAGAAGAAGACCAUCCUGAUGAAGCAGCUGCAGCAGCAGCAGCACAGCGACAAGACCAACAUCCAGGGACUGACAGGGACCCCGAUGGUUGCGGCCAGUCCGGAGCGGCACGACGGCGGCAUCCAGGCCAACCCGGUGGAGGUGCAGAGCUACCAGCCGCCCUGGAAAGUCCUCAGUGACUUCGCCCUCCAGAGCGACAUCGACCAGCCGGCCUUCCAGCAACUGGUCAGUUUCUCAGAGGGAGGACCGGCAUCAAACUCCACUGGCAGCGAGGUAGCAUCCAUGUCCUCUCAGCUUCCCGACACGCCGAACAGCAUGGUAUCCAGCCCCAUCGAGGCCUGAGCAGCCACCCGCAUGGAUGGACUGAAAUGAACGAUCAUCCCAUUUCUCCCAACAGCACCAAGCAACCCCAAUGGUUGUGUUUUGACACUGUGAAGACAAUCAUGGGAUUUACCACAGCCACCCACUCGAAGGUCAAUCCAGACAGACGGACAUCUCAUAUUGAGUGGGACAUCCCAUUUGCACGCUUGGUUAUAGUUGCCAAAAAGAGAGGACACGAGCUUGCUUCAUYGAAAAUGGGAUCUCUAACUAGGAGCAAAAUCUAAAUCAGGAGUUCAGCAACUCUGAAUAGAAAAUGAAGACAAUUUUUUUCUCAGUACAUUCACCUCAUAUAACCUUUUGGRCUAUUUGGAAAAGAACGGCACCUAUUUUCUUUAUGUAAUUAUUUUCCUUCAAGUUCUAAGGCAUUUGCAACAAGGUAUACCUCUUUAUUGCCACAAGCUUCGUGGGAUAUUUGUGAGUUAGUGUUCAUUGAAAAAUAGGCAUUUUUUUCUUUCUUUCCCAAAGACCUGUAAGUUAGAUCUUUGAAUGAAAAAUGUAAUAUUUGUUUACAUGCAACAGAAUUAUUUAUUAUUUAUUGCCGAUAAAUUUGCCACCUUUUGUGUAACUUUCGUAACCGAAGUAAAAAAAAAGAUUAUAAUAAAAAUAGGCUGCAGUUUUCUUA
Molecule: messenger RNA, 1777 nt
Organism: Austrofundulus limnaeus
Lineage: Eukaryota; Metazoa; Chordata; Actinopteri; Cyprinodontiformes; Rivulidae
Product: insulin gene enhancer protein isl-2a
Biological process (GO): axonogenesis; neuron fate specification; positive regulation of transcription by RNA polymerase II
Cellular component (GO): nucleus
Molecular function (GO): DNA-binding transcription factor activity, RNA polymerase II-specific; cis-regulatory region sequence-specific DNA binding
Source: RefSeq, a predicted model, not a curated record